CUGCGGUAUAUCCGUUUCAAAACAACACGAUUCACACCGACAUGGCACAGCAGAAAAAGGACCAACUUCGUGAAUUCCUCCGACAAAGGCUAGAUGCUGGUGAAACACCAAGUGCUUUGAAAUGGACAAACAAAGAUAACUUUGAAUUCCGAUUGGAAUGGAAACAUAAGAAGGACAAGGCAGCUGGGCGGAAUGAAGAUGCUAUCUUCCGGGAAUGGGCUAAGCACAAAGGCAAUGACACCAGAGAAAUCACAAAAUUGAAGGAAAACUUUCGAAAGGCUCUCCAGAAGUCACCAUUUGUUGAAAUCCUUCAAGAGGGUAAAACCCUUGCAUACAAAAUCUGUCGUUUAAAGUACGACUCUGGUGAAAACGCGGGUACCCCGGGAACGAGGCGCCGGAAGGAGGCGAGAGGUCAAGCGAUUAAUGCAGAGAUACCCCAAAUAGUGAAACCACUCAGUGACGCGGAUAACAGAAGACUCCGUGCCACUUACGAAGACAUGACACCCCCGAUGACACCGCCUCCAGUGGAGGCUAGUUGUCCUUCAAUAACUGACAUCGAUCUUGAUGUCAGUAUGGAAACUCCUUUGAAUUCUGAGGAAUGGCAAGAGCUUUUCGAAGACUUCGCAGCCUCACAACCUGAGGAUAUGAUCACGGAAGAAUGUGGAGUGGUUAUGCAUAUGGGCGGGCAGGAACCAAUGAUAUGUCAAGGUGAAAACUAUCCUGUACUUUCACCUCACAGACUACAAGAGAUGGAAGAGCAACACGAACCGAUUACCUUGCCGAGCAACUUGACCACCGGCCACUACCAUGGGAUUGACUUUAGGAAGGCUGAAUGUUGUGAUGGUUCAGUGCGACUUGGAGUCCAUGACAUCUUUGUGCUCAUCAAACAUCGAAGAUGCGUCCUUAACAGAUGCCACAUUGCUUGUCAUAGAGGGUUUAGAAUUAAUUACUUGAAGCCAGGUGCGCGGGAUUGUUUUGAGGGCCUUGGGGCAGAACUGAUUAGGCCUGACAUACACCCAUUCUCAGAGGUUGAAAAUGGCCAAGUGACACGAGCCAGACUUAUCCUAGAGGCAAUGAACCAAGGACUAUACAUAUUUGCAGAUGAGGAAGGGAACAUCCAUGCAGUCAGAAUAAGCAGCCUUAACAUAUUCUACGCAAACACCAUCCUCAGAGGGAAUCAAGCGUCACCCGAAAUUUUGCCGAUAAACGAAGACGUCAUCGUCUUUGAUCAUAAAGUGUACAUGAAGGCUUUCGAAAAUUGGGUGAAGAACAAGGGGACGAAACCUGACGUCCGGGUCCUUUUCUCUGUCAGUGAGAAAUGGAGCCUGGCGGAUCCUCAUGACAAGUGUGCCAUCACUAUAACCAUUGCCAACGCACGACUGCUGUUCCAAAAGAAGCAGUUUGGUCAGUGGUGGAACAACGGCCCCAUCCCAGUUUGACAGUUGAAACAAUCCGAAUUCGUCAACAAUGUCGUUCGUCAGUUUUGAGAAAGAGCGGACAGUUUGAGCGAGGACAAUAUUCUCUUUUUCCUUUCAAACAUGAAAUGAAAGUGAUGGACAGGGGAUGGUCUAUAGCCGAAGGCCUCGUCAUUUGCCUGCAGUUAGAGAUUGAACUUUUGCAGAACAAACAUUCCUAUAGUACAAGUCAGGACGACAUAGACAGCGACCAGGACUACGACCGUGUCAAGAGAUAGAGUUAAAUGAAGCUGUGACCAUUUUUUAGAAACCAAUUCCGUCAUGAAAAUGAACCCAAGAGGGCAAUUUCAUCCAACCCUUCAGGGUGUUCCAGAAAAUUCUUAUAAUUUGCAUGGCUGUAAAGAACAAUGCAUUUAGCUAAUAAACCUCAUUCUUGAUAUGUAGGCUUUUUUCAGGAAGUAUUGAGGGGGUCGGCCCUGUGAUAAA
This is a messenger RNA of Lineus longissimus, 1901 nucleotides long. RefSeq lists its product as uncharacterized. Gene Ontology annotation, biological process: immune system process; regulation of transcription by RNA polymerase II. The transcript has 7 exons. Gene Ontology annotation, cellular component: nucleus. Lineage: Eukaryota; Metazoa; Nemertea; Pilidiophora; Heteronemertea; Lineidae. Gene Ontology annotation, molecular function: protein binding; RNA polymerase II cis-regulatory region sequence-specific DNA binding; DNA-binding transcription factor activity, RNA polymerase II-specific. Bases 42 to 1439 code for a protein of 465 amino acids. The record is from RefSeq and is a predicted model, not a curated record.